Molecule: messenger RNA, 1466 nt
Organism: Emiliania huxleyi CCMP1516
Lineage: Eukaryota; Haptophyta; Isochrysidales; Noelaerhabdaceae
Exons: 4
Source: RefSeq, a predicted model, not a curated record
ACCACCUUGGCGUUCCAGGACGCCUCCAUAGCAAGAGCAAGAGCCAAAGCCGCUCAGCAUUUGCGAAUGAGCGUCACGCUCGUCAUCCUAGUCUCCGCUUCUGCCGCACGCCGGUCGAGCAUCUCCAGUCCGACAGCUUUCGUCCACCUCUCUCUUCCCCACGCCGGCGGUGAGCGGCGGGCGAUCGACAGACCGGCAAACACUUCUCGAGCCACAAACCAGGAAUACAAGAUCGAGGCACCGCCCGAUGUGGUGGCGACUGACUGGCGGGGCGCCUGCGCCUCCGUUGACCGCGCCGACUCCUCGCUGCUCGAGGUCGAGCAGGCCGAGCUCGAGCGGAGUGACCAGGGAGAGAGCGAGGCACCCGACAUGGACACGACCGGCAGCGCUCCCUGGUACCGCCUUGUGGGUACCCUCGUGCUCGAGUCCGGGGAGCCACCCGGCUGCUGGGCCGCCCCUGGCAUGGAGCGCGCGGACCAGGCGAUCAGCGUGGACCAGGCGAUCAGCGUUGCGGAGAUCAACACGGCCGAGACGAACACGGCCGGCAGCUCUCCCCUCCUCAUCGGUGCCCUCAUGGGGUGCCUGGGCUUCUCUGUCGUGGCGCUGUCGUGGAGCGGCUCCUCGGCCAGCAAGACUGGCCCCGACAAGGUCGACGGCCAGAAGCGCUCGAGGCGCGCCAAGGAGAACGAGGUCAUGGCACUGACUGGCAGCACUCAGAUCUUCUUCUUCUUCUUCUACUUCGUCGCAAUGGUCGGCUUGUGCGGCGUGGCCUACGAGGCCUUGAACACUCGGGGGCGCGGCGCCAUGUCGGGUCUCCUAUCCGUCAACAGCAUCGUGCCCGAGUUGUGUGCGGCCGACGCAGCUUGGCAGGCCCGGAGGCUGGUCGAGACGGGCGUCGUCGGCGCGGGAGCCUUGCUGCUCAAGCCAACCGCCGCACACGUCCGCGUGGCCGCCGCCGCGCUGCUCGUCGGCAGGGCGGCCGCGCAAGAUGUGUGUGGCGAGUGCGUCGCGUGCAAGUGCGUCGAGUGCGUCGAUGGGAUCCCUUCGGGAUGCUAUCCCUACGAUCCUACCUACGGGCCCGUGGACGCUGAAGAGUGCAUACUCCACGGUGGCAUUGAUUGCUCCCUCCGCGGCGCGGUCAACAACCAAACCGGCAGGCCUGGCGCCCUCGUCGUCGAGCUGCCAGAGGGAGCCCGCCUCGAGUGGGCCGUCUGCUCGCAGCUUCGCGUGCACGUCGCGCACAUGACGCUGCGGAGCGUGGGCGCCGGCGCGACCCUCGACGCCAGGGGCUGCUCCCGCCACUUUGACGUCGCCUUUGGCGGCACGCUCGAGCUCGAGCGCGUGCACCUCAUCAACGGCGGCGCUCAGGCGAGCGGCGGGGCGGUCAAGGUGCGGCACGGCGGGACUUUGAUUGCGACUGAGUCGUCGGUCGAGGACUCGAGCGUGGUCUCGCUCGACGGCGCGGC